UUAAUGGUUCCGCCUGCGGCAGACAUAUUGCUGAACUUACCGGAGCAAAUUGUUCAACAGGAGCAGAACGAGAGUGGCUUAAAGUUGUCUACAUUUCCAGCAGAUACACUGCGUCAAACGCAUAAACCACAUGGAAAACACAAUGGCAGAGCCAUCAGCCAGUCCGGCCAAGGAUAACAACUACAGGAUGAACCGCUACAAGAACAAAGCGCUGAACCCUGAGGAGAUGAGGCGCAGGAGAGAGGAGGAGGGCAUCCAGCUCAGGAAACAAAAACGCGAACAACAGCUUUGCAAACGGAGGAACGUGGACAUCCUCACUGAAGAGGAAGCCAUGUUGGAGAGCCCUCUAGUGGACUCGCAGCUCAGCUUACCAGUCACAGAAAGAGUCAUCACCAGAGAUAUGGUUGAGUUGUUUUUCUCAGAGGACCCUGAGCUUCAACUCGCCACCACGCAAAAGUUCAGGAAACUCCUCUCUAAAGAGCCAAACCCACCUAUUGAUGAAGUUAUAAACACAAGUGGAGUCGUCGUGAGGUUUGUGGAGUUCCUUAAGAUGAGCAGCAACUGUACACUACAGUUCGAAGCUGCUUGGGCUCUGACCAACAUCGCAUCAGGCACAUCCAUGCAGACCAAGACUGUGAUUGAAGCUGGAGCUGUGCCCAUCUUCAUAGAACUCCUAAAUUCAGAUUUUGAGGAUGUGCAGGAGCAGGCUGUGUGGGCUCUGGGGAAUAUCGCAGGGGACAGUGCCUUGUGCAGGGACUACGUGUUGAGCUGCAACAUCCUUCCACCGCUAUUAGUGCUUCUGACUAAAUCCACUAGACUGACCAUGACCAGGAAUGCUGUGUGGGCCCUGUCUAAUCUCUGCAGAGGAAAAAACCCUCCACCUACGUUUGAAAUGGUGUCACCUUGUCUGCCGGUACUCUCCAGACUUCUAUUUAGCAGCGACCCAGACUUGCUGGCAGACGCUUGCUGGGCGCUGUCCUACCUCUCCGAUGGCCCCAACGACAAAAUCCAGGCCGUCAUUGACUCCGGAGUCUGCAGGCGCCUCAUAGAACUGCUCAUGCACACAGACUACAGGGUGGCCUCUCCUGCCUUGAGAGCUGUGGGGAACAUUGUAACAGGAGAUGACAUCCAGACGCAGGUGGUGUUGAACUGCUCUGCCCUGCCUUGUCUGCUGCACCUACUGAGCAAUGCCAAAGAGUCAAUCCGCAAAGAAGCUUGCUGGACCAUCUCCAACAUCACGGCCGGAAAUCGAGCGCAGAUACAGACAGUCAUUGAUGCUAACAUCUUUCCAGUGCUGAUUGAAAUUCUACAAAAAGCAGAGUUCAGGACCAGGAAAGAAGCCGCAUGGGCAAUAUCCAAUGCCACCUCUGGAGGAACACCAGAACAGAUCAGGUAUCUGGUGAACCUGGGCUGCAUCAAGCCGCUGUGCGAUCUGCUCACGGUGAUGGACUCCAAGAUCGUCCAGGUGGCCCUCAACGGCCUCGAGAACAUCCUGCGGCUGGGCGAGCAGGAAGCCAAGCAGGAGAACCACGGAACAGGCAUUAAUCCCUACUGCAGCCUCAUCGAAGAAGCUUACGGUCUGGACAAAAUAGAGUUCCUUCAGAGUCACGAGAACCAGGAGAUCUACCAGAAAGCCUUCGACCUGAUCGAGCACUAUUUUGGGGUGGAGGAUGAGGACAGCAGCCUGGCCCCUCAGGUGGAUCAGGACAACCAGCAGUUCCUCUUCCCCCAGCAGGAGGCGCCCAUGGAGGGCUUCCAACUAUAAGGAUAAGGUUCAUGGUCGUCCAUUUGAUUGGGGAGGAGGGGGACACGGUGUUUUGAUGUCAUAACUCUGUUGUCUGACGCAGUAACCUGACUUAAAGCAAGCACACACACCUUUCUGCCACUCGCUUUGGGGGUAUCUCCAUGGGAGGCAUGAUGAUUCGGAGACAUUUUAAUUUCCAUUCCUGUUUUUGAGACACCCACCUCCUUGAUGUCAGCCUGACAUCCUGACAGUGCAAUUAAACAAAGUUUUCAAAGUUUAUUUUCCCUUUUACGUUCUCUCCUCAAAUACAUAUUUUAUUUUUUUUCUUUUAUGGAAAGUACUUGUCAGCGUGGCUGAGAGAAGGAAUCUAUGUAAUCCACUGCAGGAGGGGAUUCUGGUCACGAGCAAGUGUUUUUUUUUUGUUUUUUUUUUUUUUAAACUGAGAUUUUUUUUUUUGUAGAGGCAGGCAGGAGAAAAUGUCGAAAGGCUCUGAGUGAGAUAAUGUGUUUAAAUGAAAAUUAAGGUUUCCUGCAGGUGGUUUAGUUAGCGUACAAAUGUCUGUCGUGUGCUGUGUUAUUAAUAGGAUUACAUUAGAAUUGUGAGGUGAUCUAACAUGGAAAAAUCUGGGCGUGGUGGCUGCAAUAAAAGCAAAUAUAGAUUUAGAUGAGCGGAUAUUUAUAGUAAGGAGACAAUUCCGAGGUCUGCUUCCCAGUUUCACGUGGUUGCAUGGUUUCGUGGCUGUCUCUGCACAAUCCCGUGCCUCACUCGCAUAGCAGGAAGCGGUCAUUAUCGGGUAGAAGUGGUGGUGUCGUACUAUAUAGUGCUAGUGGAUGUAUAGCUUAUUAAAGGCGUUUUGCAUCACCAGUUGAGAAGGAUUUGUAUGGUUCUAAUGUAACCCUGCUGUUGCGUAGCCCCACGGCACGGGAUGGUCGCACUCCGUUCAAGGUGUAGUCCCAUCGUUUUUUUUUCCUUUUUUUUUUUUUGCAUUGAUUAUUAAUGUAUUUGUUUGCACGCGCACACACACACACACUUGCAUACAACACCUGCAAACACUGCACAUCACAACAGAUGAGUGGCUAUUAGCAAGCUAAAAAAAAAAAAAAAAAGUUUCCAUUGUCUUAAGUUACAACUUUAGAUUACUUUUUUUUUUUUUCCCUUUCCAUGACAAUUUUGCACUUUUUAUAAAGUUAAAGCCAAAUCUUUGAGUCCGAAAGUACAACAGUGUAUUAAGGCCACAUUGGGCGGGGGGGGAAUAUGAGACUUGACAAUCUUGAUUAUGAUGGGACACACUGACUAUAUGGCAGGUCUUUGAAUAAAGGAGCAUCUAUACUGUUGUAUUUAUGGACAUCUUGGAAUUUUGACAUACACGUGUAAAAACAACUUUAUUCAUGUAGAAUUGCACAACUUUUUCUCAAACUUUUUUUCUUUUGGCAUUGAUACACUAAAGUGGAGUAAGCGAUGGGAAACUUUUUGUUGUAGUGCAAUGCUUUUUUUUCCCCCCACAAUUUAUGGUGAAAUGUAACUAACAGGGUUUCUUUCCAGUGUGGCCCUAAUACUCCCCACAAAAGCACAGAAUCUCUAAAUGGAGAGUUAUUUUGGGCAGUGCCCUCUUGGAAUCUCUAUUAUUCUUACAAAUGAAUCAAGGCUUUAUUCUCGGAAAAAAACAACUUUUUUGCAAUAUUAUGACUGUUCUGACACAAACUUUUAUCGGAAUAUUGCAAGGUACAAAGGACACAUGGAAACUUCAUUUAGUGAUUGCUUGUAGCCACUGCGACUUUUGGAUGGUUUAAAUUUGCCGACGUGUGGGUCGGGCAUGCAGGCUCGUACAGAGCAGAAGUAGUGUUGGGAUCGUGUGAAGUUUUGACUGAGCGGCACUGCGAAGAAGAGUUUGCUUGACUCUGUGACUUCGUCCUCCAUCGGUGUGCCGGAGCCUCUGUGUUCUGUGGACAGACAAGGACGACUCUCCAAUACUCGUGAUUGUUUUUUCAUUUACAGUAGCACCACACAGUUUAUCACAAACUCUUCUUGAUGUUCUCCACAGAGCAUGUGUGCUCUUUAAAAACAAACUAUAGAACAGGGGUGUGACCAGGUUUCCCAUCCCUUUUUCGGAGGUGCAAGUACGAUAACAAAUUGAGCAUCAACAGCUUACUUUACCUCCUCCACAUGACAGAUGUGUAGAGCAGGAUUUAUUGAGAAUCUUCAGUUUCAUGGCAAUUACUGCACUCUGUGUGCUAAUAAUUGUCGAGGAAAAAAACGAGCAGGAAGAGAGUUAUAUUCCGCUAAGAUGCACUCCUAUUCACAAAAGUGCCAAUCUGACCAACAAAGACUGGAUAUUGUUGUCUUUGACUUCAAGAUUAUUUUUUUCUUUAUAUAUAUAUAUAUAUAUAUAUAUAUAUAUUGUAUCUUUUAUUUACUUGAAUGUGCACACACACUGUGCAAAAACAUUGCUGCUCUGUUUUCCUUACUUUUUUUGGGGGGGAAGUUAUUUUGCCAUUAUCAAAAAAGGUGGCUUUCCUUUCUGCGGGCGCCUGAUUAACAAGUGUCCUAUGUGAUCCUGAUGCAUUUAACUGCUCUCUCCCCGCUUACUAUUACAGUCUACUAAUGGGUUUCACUGUGCAUUUAGCCAAGCUGCAGGAAAUAACUUUCAUGUGGCUGUUUCUAGGUUAAUGUGUAGUGUCCAUGCAAGUGGAGGAUUUCAGGUAGUGACCUUUAAGUUUACCAAAGUUCCUUUCCCGAAAUCGAAGGCUGUGAUGUAUCCAUUCGAAGUCCCUCUCUUGUUAUUGAUCAAUCCCAGUUGACUGGCAAGGGAGUCUGUUAAUCAAACGGACGCCAACCCGCGAGACUGCAAUAAAUGUCCAAAAAUCAGGCACUCUGGAAGCAAACGUGUCUUCCUCUCAUACUUGAUAUUUUUUUCUACGCUGAGAAAAAUCUGACAUUGAGAUUUCAUGGCGAUUUACAUUCUAACAGGGGUGGGGGACCUACGGCAUGUGGGCCACAGAGCAAUUGAUCUGAUCAACUCUUAUGAAUCUCAAAAUAUGCUCAUAAUAAAUACAAAUUUAAAAAAAAACUUAUGGGUGCGUCAUAUGUCUUCAUAUGAGGACUCAAAGAAUUAAAUACAAGCCAAAAUGGUCACCCACCCCUGUGUGAAAAGGUAUUAAUUAUAUGUAUGUUGUGAUACAUUGACAGGGAUUCACAUGCAAUUCUACUCACUUCUGAGAAGUGGACAAAAAAGCCUCAUUUGGAAUAUGUGGCAGGAAAAAUAGGCAUGAAACAGGCAGCAGGAAGCCUUUUUCAGCUUUUUCCUGUGUGGGAUAUUCAAAGAUAUAUUUUUGGAUAAUUGUGUUUAGAGUUCAAAAUAAAAGAAAAAGCUGCCAAGUAAUCAGGAAAUCAUGUUCCAGAUGGAAUCACGGAAAAUCCCAAAUCUGAUGUUUUAUGUCUUCCGUCCUGGAAAGUGUUGCCAUCUGUAUCAAAAGUCCAACAGCAUGUAAUGUACUAACGCUACAAAUGUUUACAAUGUUUGUCUACAACUUUUCAUAUAUGCGACAUCACUGACCAGUCCUCAGCUUGUCUGCUCUGGUCCUUCUCAUUUCUUUUUGUGUAUUUAUUUUCUCUAUUCCUUUUUGUUUCCCUUCCAUUUGCUCCAAACACGACCCAUCUUUAUAAACUGUGACUCGACUCGACUUAACCGACGGUAUGAAUGAGUGACGAGAAACACUUUCAACUGAACAUGACACACAAACAUGAACAUGAAACAAACAAAAGACAUGGAGAAAAUGUAAAGAAAAUGUCAAGAUAUGAAAAUGUUAAAUGAAGAUACUGUGCAAAAAAAAAAAUAAUAAUAAAGACGUGAAAG
Molecule: messenger RNA, 5597 nt
Organism: Phycodurus eques (leafy seadragon)
Lineage: Eukaryota; Metazoa; Chordata; Actinopteri; Syngnathiformes; Syngnathidae
Product: importin subunit alpha-7
Exons: 14
Coding region: 131-1765 (544 amino acids)
Biological process (GO): NLS-bearing protein import into nucleus
Cellular component (GO): nucleoplasm; cytoplasm; nucleus
Molecular function (GO): protein binding; nuclear import signal receptor activity
Source: RefSeq, a predicted model, not a curated record